Molecule: messenger RNA, 616 nt
Organism: Hymenoscyphus albidus
Lineage: Eukaryota; Fungi; Ascomycota; Leotiomycetes; Helotiales; Helotiaceae
Source: the annotation of a GenBank genome assembly
AUGACCUUUCCAAGCAAAGCUUGUCGUACGUGCAAGCAACGUCGAGUCAAAGUGAGGGCCUCAAGACACAAGCAUAGCUUCAAAGACUCUGCUAACAAAAGAACAGUGUGAUGAAACUCGUCCGACUUGCAACCGACGCCAGAAGGCUAAGAUCUUUUGCCGAACGCCAGAAGAAGACAGCAAGUAUAUAUUCUUGAGCGAGAAUGAAUAUGCUGUCGGUGAAAGGAAACGUCCACGAGGGCCCAAUGUGAACACACCCUCCAACUCCACCUCCACAGAGCGGCAAGAACUCUCCAAUACCCCAUAUUAUGCUUUAAUACAAGCUAGAAAACGACAGAGCCCUACAAUUUCGCCAACUUUACACGAUUCUCUGGAUGAUCAAGUCCUUACUUACUAUUCAAAUUUCUGGGUCGAAGCACCUGAAUAUCUGCCUGAAAUUGCGGAAAGCCACUUGAAGUACAUCACACCAACCGUGUGUUAUUCCCAGCCUGAGUCAAUUCUCAGUUUAGCAAUAUCGGCCGUAUCACACGCCACAUUUAGUCGAGCUCGGAAACGCCACGAUGCUUUGGCCGUGGCAAGUACGAAGUACUCAAAGGCUCUGUUAAAUAUGACCUAG